AAGAGAAAGCUGUAGACCUGCAAUAAAACAUUCACAACUUGAACAGUUUGGUUUCAUUGAGAAUCAUGGCGUUUUACUGAAGUCAACAAAUUUUAAUUUUAAUCUAGAUAAGCUAUGUCGUAUUACUGAUGAUGGUUACGUAUCUAAAACCUGCCAAUCAUUAAUUUUAAAGUGUGCUACAUUUUUUUUGCUUUUUAUUUGGCGGGUCUUAGUGAUUAAUUGUUGCGAAACUGCUCAUUGAGUGGGUGUAAGAGGUUAUAUACGAUUCUGAUUCCCUUACCAAAUAUGUCACGUCUGGGUUUACAAGAUGUAGCGGCAAUACUACGUGGGUUGCAAAACGUCGUGAACGCGACAGUGAAGCUCCAGGAAUCUCAAAUAAAACAGGUGUGGAAUAAUUCCAGCUUGAAAGAAAUGGCUGAAGAUUUGCGACAUACCGGCGGAAAGACUAUCAUGAACACAUUAAAUUCUGGGAACGUACAGACGGAUAUAACAAAGCAACUUACAGAGUUGAUGGAGAGAGCAUCUAUGGUUGGGGAGGGAGUGAAGGCUUAUGUAAAAUAUUCCGGUGGUGUAAUUCCUCAGCCAGACACAGAGUCAUUUACAACAGAGGCAGAAAUCAAUGAGUUAAACUUGUACAGUACUGUGUAUCCACAAGACUCUCUAUCAGUAUCAAAGUUUGACAGUGAUGCUCACAAAACUCAUAAUGAUGCAAAAGUUAAUGGGCCAUCUGAAAAGGUGGUGAACAAUGCAUCAUCAGUAAAUUUAGGAACUGAAAACUUGAAACAAAAUGACAGUUCCCAAGCACCAGGCAAGGCUGUCAAGGUGGAGGAAGUUGACAGAACAAAAACUCCAGAAAAUGACACUAAGCAGAAGCCAUUAGAUAAAGUAGAAAGUAGAGUAAAGACUGAAACUGCUGAUGUUGCUGUCCCGGAGAGUGCAGCUAAACCAUCUCCAAAUAGUACUAAGAAACCUGGUGCAACUUGGGUGAAGAAACGACAGACACUCAGCAGUUCCUCAAGACAACGGAAGGUACCAUCCUCACGUCUUGGCCGGUUGAUGUCGUUUGGAGGUUUGGCUGCAGGCCUCGGUGUAGGAGCUGCUGCUGAAUUUACACGACGCACUUUGGGCCUCAAGGACAAGCAACCAGGUGCUGAAGGUGGUUCAGAAAAUACUUUCCUGACACCAGCCAAUGCAGAGCGUAUUGUCAACACUUUAUGCAAAGUCAGAGGAAUAUUCAUAGACAACAUAGUGGAAGUGGCCAAACGAGAACUCGCUUGGGAAGUAGAUUAUGUAAGAGAAGCUGCCUGCACUAAGAAAUUCAAGGAACUACUGAAGCCUUAUCCAGAUUACAUUGUACCAGAUUGUGUGGAUCUAAAUCUGGAAAUUCGAGAGCACAUCUGCUUCCUGAUCAUGCAGCUGUGCCUGAAAGAGCUGUUUGAAUUCCGUUAUAUGCAAACGGAUCCCAACUGGAGCAACUUCUUUUACAACCCGGAAACUCGGAAGAUGGCUCUCUUGGACUUUGGUGCUUCACGGGAGUACAGCAAAGAAUUUAUGGACAAAUACAUUCAGGUGAUCCGAGGAGCUGCUGAUGAAGACAGGCAGAAGGUUUUGAAGCUUUCCAAGGAACUUGGCUUUUUCACAGGAUAUGAAUCAAAGAUUAUGGAAGAAGCACAUGUUGAUGCAGUCAUGAUUCUCGGAGAAGUUUUCCGAUCUCAAACACCAUUUGACUUUGGAGCACAGAACACCACCAGGGAGAUUCAACAAUUGGUGCCAACGAUGAUAAAACACAGACUUUGCCCUCCUCCUGAGGAGAUCUAUUCACUGCAUAGGAAACUGUCGGGUGUGUUCUUACUAUGUUCUAAGUUACAGGGCUCGGAUUCGAAUGACCAAGAAGUAUUUGGAAAUUACCUAUAA
Gryllus bimaculatus (two-spotted cricket) is the source of this 1914-nucleotide messenger RNA. The record is from the annotation of a GenBank genome assembly. NCBI's taxonomy places the organism in Eukaryota, Metazoa, Arthropoda, Insecta, Orthoptera, Gryllidae.